This is a messenger RNA of Prorocentrum cordatum, 4807 nucleotides long. NCBI's taxonomy places the organism in Eukaryota, Dinophyceae, Prorocentrales, Prorocentraceae. The record is from the annotation of a GenBank genome assembly.
AUGGUGGCGCCCGGUGAUGUGGUGCUGGUCAGGUACGACCUGCCUGGCCCGCCGCUCUGGCAUGAACGGCUCAUUCUCGCUGUUGGCAAUCAGCCAGGCCACUUCGCAGUGCUAACGCCCGACGGCGACAUUUUUGUGGAAGAGCUUCGUCCAGAUAAUCUCGAUAUUGCUGAGUUUCGGAGCGCCCCAGGCUUGGGGGUGCAGCCCCCAGACAUUCCCAUAGCAAGUGUGUAUCGGUUUCGUGUCGUGCCGACGGCUGCCGAGAUGCUCCAGCACGUGGCGGAUGGUGCGGCUGCUGCGGCGGCCGCGGCGCCCGGGCCCGCAGGCGCUGCGGCGCAGGCUGGCCCCCCGCUCGCGUGGGUCGCGGCCGAGGACACCCAGGACAUCACGAAGGGGACCCAGAUACCAACGCUGCCCGAUAACGCAGUGACCCUCGGUGACAAGGCCAUCAUCCAGUACGGGAACGGACACCUGUUCGUGCAGCGCAUGGCGGAGGCUGAUAUAUACCGAUUCGUGCAUGACGAUCUCAGGGUGCUGCCAGUCGUCACGGACGCGUCGGGUGAGCGCAAGGUCGGCUUCGCGGACGCGGUGGCGGCCAUGGACCCUACGCCUCCGCGCGGCGGUCUCGGCCUCGACGGUCCGCCUACCACGUUCUGGCAGCUGAAGCAGAUCCGAGAUGAUGAUGCGAGCCCGAACGCUCACCAUGAGAGGUGGGAGAUCUUCCAGGCCAGCGCGGUGGUGAUGUCUUACAGCCUCGACUUCAUCAAGCUCGCGCUCCACAGGUGCUUGGGCCUUUUCAUGCUCAUCGACAUGGUCAGGCGGUCGCAGGCGAUCGGCCACGCGAUCUUUUUCCUUUGCCUCCAGUUGAUGCAGGACAUGAGGUGCCUGAGCAAGUUUUGGCUUCAGAUCGAGCCCUCCGGCGUCGUGAGCGGCGUGCGCAAGAAGCGACGACGGCUCGAGGAUGUUCUCGACCAGGAGGGGCGCCAGGUUUUAAUCGAGGGGGCCGACCGCAUGCUGAAGACCCCACAGGAGUGGGGGAAAGUGAUCGAGACCUCUCCUCAUGUCACCCCCUACUUCGAUGAGGUCUUACGAGCUGAUCAGAUUGCAUACGAAGGUUUUGUGAAAGACUUGUAUCACGCGGGUAUCGUUGAGUUUUCGUUUGAGGUCGAGGAUCACAUCACUCCAUUCUUUGUCGACAAGAAAGGCGUUGCUCUGCGCAUGUUCAUGCACGAGCACUGGAGCCGCAAGAGGCGUCUCUGGCAUUCCGCCGCGCUGGAGUGUAAGUGGAUCUCUGCGCUGCUGCCGCUCGCUUGGUCGGACCCCAGGAUGCCGUGGAUCCCGCAGGACCUCGAGGCGGUGAAGCCCAUCGUCGACCGCUUCGAACCCUCCCCCUACGAGUUCAACUUCCUAUUCAAAGGGAUCCCCGAGGGCCUCCUGCAGGACUCCAUGUGGAAGACUAGCGAUGCGGCGCCCUUUGUGUUCAAGGAGGGUAUCGGGGAUCUGGAGUCUCGGGCCACGGUCUCUGGCGUAAGGCACACCCUGAGGCGCGAGCUGGUCGGCUCCAUCGGGAUCAAGGCGUCGAACCUGUCGGAGUCGCACGUCGAGACGUUCCUGGAGGCGAACGCCGUCGCCGAGCGGACCCACGCCAUGUAUGCGAAGAGGGUCGCCGACUUCGAGAGCUGGGCGGAUGCCAGGGGGCCCGGGCUCACCUCUGCCAAGCUGGUGGACUGCGCGCUGGUCGACUACCUGAACCAGAUGUGGGAUGAGGGCGCGGACAUCGGCGAGGCAACGGGCACCUGCGCGGCCUGGGUCAAGCUCCGCCCUUCCUUCUCCAAGAGGGGCCCCGACAAGCUGGUGCGGACCGUGAAGGCGCUGCAGGGGUUCAACAGGCUCGACCCAGGCAUGACCAGGCCGCCGCUGCCUCUGGCGUUCGCGGCGCUGAUCGCGGUGGAGCUCGUCGGCAUGAACCUCGUCAGCAUGGCACUGGCGGUGAUGCUCAUGUUCUCGGCCUACCUGAGGCCGAUCGAGCUCCUCUCGCUUCAGGUGACGGACGUGCUCGUGCCGACCAAGGGCAUCCCGUGCUACGCGAUUCACUUACAUCGCGCGGAGCGGGGCCAGCCCAGCAAAGUUGGCCUGUACGACGAGACGCUGCUGUUGGACUCGUCGGCUCUCCCGUUCCUCGGAUACCUUCUGGACGCGCGCCGGGGCGCGGCUGCAGGGCCGGCGCUGUUCGACUUCGACUACCGGAGCUUCAACGAGAGUUUCAAGACUGCUGCCGGGGCCGCAGGACUGGCCGCCCUCAAGCCCGACCUAUACCAGUUGCGCCACGGCGGGCCCUCGCACGACAUCCUGAACCGUCUCCGCUCGAAGGCAGAGGUAAAGGACAGAGGGCCCGAAAAAGCGAUGGUCGGGGACCAGGACCUCUUCGGGGCGAUCGUGAACACCUCCGGGGUCUCCCGGGGAGGGCCGUUCUUCGUCGCCUUCCAGUUCGUCGGGUAUUUCGACAAGUUCAGGGGGGCAGAGGUGAUGGGCAGGACCACGCAGCUAGUCGCUACCAAGGCCGCCGAUCUUGCGAUCAUUUGGGGCCUGGGCUCGCGUCAGUGCCCGCCUUGCCCUGACUGCGUGGUCACCUGUCCGACAGUCACUUGUUCGACGCCGUCGAUCAAUAUCACUUGUCCGACUUUCUCUUGUCCGUCAGUGACCCCGCAGGUCGCCGAGGGAGCGGGCUGGUCUGGCAUCUUCGGUUUCGUCGCGGGCCUCCUCGUGGGAUUUGGACUCCUGACUUGCACAGGUCUUAUAGGUCGCUGCGGCGGCUGGCUGACCUCGUUCGUGUUCAGGCGCCCCGAGCCCGAGGCCGUCGUGGACGACACUGCUACGCGGGAUCUGGCGUUGAAACAGCUCGCCAUCAUACGCGGCGCGGCUGUCCCAGGUGCGGCUGCUGCGGCGGCCGCGGCGCCCGGGCCCGCUGGCGCUGCGGCGCAGGCUGGCCCCCCGCUCGCGUGGGUCGCGGCCGAGGACACCCAGGACAUCACGAAGGGGACCCAGAUACCAACGCUGCCCGAUAACGCAGUGACCCUCGGUGACAAGGCCAUCAUCCAGUACGGGAACGGACACCUGUUCGUGCAGCGCAUGGCGGAGGCUGAUAUAUACCGAUUCGUGCAUGACGAUCUCAGGGUGCUGCCAGUCGUCACGGACGCGUCGGGUGAGCGCAAGGUCGGCUUCGCGGACGCGGUGGCGGCCAUGGACCCUACGCCUCCGCGCGGCGGUCUCGGCCUCGACGGUCCGCCUACCACGUUCUGGCAGCUGAAGCAGAUCCGAGAGAUCUUCCAGGCCAGCGCGGUGGUGAUGUCUUACAGCCUCGACUUCAUCAAGCUCGCGCUCCACAGGUGCUUGGGCCUUUUCAUGCUCAUCGACAUGGUCAGGCGGUCGCAGGCGAUCGGCCACGCGAUCUUUUUCCUUUGCCUCCAGUUGAUGCAGGACAUGAGGUGCCUGAGCAAGUUUUGGCUUCAGAUCGAGCCCUCCGGCGUCGUGGGCGGCGUGCGCAUGAAGCUCGAGGAUGUUCUCGACCAGGAGGGGCGUCAGGUCGAGGAUCACAUCACUCCAUUCUUUGUCGACAAGAAAGGCGUUGCUCUGCGCAUGUUCAUGCACGAGCACUGGAGCCGCAAGAGGCGUCUCUGGCAUUCCGCCGCGCUGGAGUGUAAGUGGAUCUCUGCGCUGCUGCCGCUCGCUUGGUCGGACCCCAGGAUGCCGUGGAUCCCGCAGGACCUCGAGGCGGUGAAGCCCAUCGUCGACCGCUUCGAACCCUCCCCCUACGAGUUCAACUUCCUAUUCAAAGGGAUCCCCGAGGGCCUCCUGCAGGACUCCAUGUGGAAGACUAGCGAUGCGGCGCCCUUUGUGUUCAAGGAGGGUAUCGGGGAUCUGGAGUCUCGGGCCACGGUCUCUGGCGUAAGGCACACCCUGAGGCGCGAGCUGGUCGGCUCCAUCGGGAUCAAGGCGUCGAACCUGUCGGAGUCGCACGUCGAGACGUUCCUGGAGGCGAACGCCGUCGCCGAGCGGACCCACGCCAUGUAUGCGAAGAGGGUCGCCGACUUCGAGAGCUGGGCGGAUGCCAGGGGGCCCGGGCUCACCUCUGCCAAGCUGGUGGACUGCGCGCUGGUCGACUACCUGAACCAGAUGUGGGAUGAGGGCGCGGACAUCGGCGAGGCAACGGGCACCUGCGCGGCCUGGGUCAAGCUCCGCCCUUCCUUCUCCAAGAGGGGCCCCGACAAGCUGGUGCGGACCGUGAAGGCGCUGCAGGGGUUCAACAGGCUCGACCCAGGCAUGACCAGGCCGCCGCUGCCUCUGGCGUUCGCGGCGCUGAUCGCGGUGGAGCUCGUCGGCAUGAACCUCGUCAGCAUGGCACUGGCGGUGAUGCUCAUGUUCUCGGCCUACCUGAGGCCGAUCGAGCUCCUCUCGCUUCAGGUGACGGACGUGCUCGUGCCGACCAAGGGCAUCCCGUGCUACGCGAUUCACUUACAUCGCGCGGAGCGGGGCCAGCCCAGCAAAGUUGGCCUGUACGACGAGACGCUGCUGUUGGACUCGUCGGCUCUCCCGUUCCUCGGAUACCUUCUGGACGCGCGCCGGGGCGCGGCUGCAGGGCCGGCGCUGUUCGACUUCGACUACCGGAGCUUCAACGAGAGUUUCAAGACUGCUGCCGGGGCCGCAGGACUGGCCGCCCUCAAGCCCGACCUAUACCAGUUGCGCCACGGCGGGCCCUCGCACGACAUCCUGAACCGUCUCCGCUCGAAGGCAGAGGUAAAGGACAGAG